This is a messenger RNA of Linum trigynum, 3362 nucleotides long. The record is from the annotation of a GenBank genome assembly. NCBI's taxonomy places the organism in Eukaryota, Viridiplantae, Streptophyta, Magnoliopsida, Malpighiales, Linaceae.
CGCUAGGCGUAAGGCAGGCGCUCGGCUCUUGACUUGCGCCUUGCCCGAUUAGGCGUAGCUUAGGCGUUUAGAGCAUAUAUGGAAAAAAAUCUCAAAUAUUUCCUAUUUUCUGGAAUAAUUCAUAUAAUCGAAGUGCAUAUAAAAUUAGCAAUGCCUAGUUCUUAACAGUAAACACUUAACAUAACAAAUACCAAGCAAAUAGUGACCAAUCAUAUGCUAAUAGGUGCUUAUAAAGGCAAGAAGCUUGUGCUGCGUACCGAGGAGAAGGAAGGAGAAGCAAUUGACGAGUUUCGACUUUAUUUCCCACUAUAGCAUCGGAGCGCUGUGAAGGCGAGAAGAGUGAUCGAUGACUUUCUCCGACGGCGGCAGAGAGCAGCAAAUGGGGCGAGAGCUAGGGCGGCAGGCGGUAGCAGAUGGGGCGAGAGCUAGGGCGGCAGGCGGCAGCAGAUGUUACUUCCCGUGUUUCUGAUUUUCUAGGACAAGAGGCAAGUUUCUGAUUUUCUAGGACAAAACGAAGAGUAUUGGGUUUAACCGCCUAAGCUCGCCCAGGCACGCCUUCUCUCCACUAGGCGCAAACUAAGCGCUAUUCCUACGUACUAAGCGCUACCAGCGCCUUUUACAACGCCUAUGUCCAAGUCAAGGCGAUCCUCCACCGCCUAGCGCCUAAUUGAGCCUAGGCGUGCGCCUAGGCGCGCCUUCUUGAACCUUGUAUAUAUAUAUAUAUAUAUAUAAUUAAAGUAGGGGUACAUGGACUGCAUCGAGUUGAUAAAUUAACACUUGCCCCAUUCUGUACCUGGUCGUUGAUUAUACUUGGCCAUCUAUUGGGAAUUGUGUAGUUAGGUUCGAGACAAGUUUUUGAUGCCGUUUCCAUUGACUAGUUUACGGUCUAUUAUUCGGAAAAAUUCUUUUAUUGUUACUCCAUCAUUUAAUUUCUUGCAUUGUGUAGUGUGAAACUGUGAAUCUUGCUUGUCUUGGCUUGUGUUGUGUGUGGUGAGGUGUGUACAGGAGGUGUAUGAUCCAGAGUGAUCCAGCAACUUUGGUGCCACUAAACAAAAAUAUCAACCAAACCAAUGUUGUCAAAAUCGAACCGGACUAUGAUCCGAUAAUGUGAACGGUUCGGUCUUUAACGGUCCAACCGACAUUAGACCGUUAGAGAACCGGUACCUAAUAAACAAUCAGUAUAAAUAUUGGACAUUUCUUAAUCAGUGUAAACCAUGACUAAAUGAGUAAAUUACACUCUUAACAAUUCUAGAACAUUAGUACCAAAAGUUCUAAAAUUCAACUACAGACCAUCACAUUGUUCCAAAAUAAAAGUAAUGUCACACGAAUCUAAACACGAAACAAGAGUUGAAGCAAUAGAGCUUGGUGUUGUUGAUGAGGUUCCACUAUCUAGAUUUGGAUUACUCAUCUGGAAAAAAAACACCAAAUCACACAAAUGAAGUGGACCGAUUCUCGACCAAACAAAUGCAAAUUAAAAUGCAAAAAAACCAACUCCCUGCCUCCUGUUAAAAUGCAAACCGUGAUUCUCUACCAAUGCAAAUUAAAAUGUUAAGAAAUCAGCUCCCUGCCUCUUGUUAAAAUCAGCUAACAACAUCAUUUCUUAAAGAUUCCGAGUUUCCAAAUGUUUAUGUUGAAACAAGAACCCACACGAAAGUUAAAAGAAGGAAUCAACAAUUCAAUAUCUUACCUCGCCGUGGUCGAGCAGGGCAGUGACCGGUGGAGAUUAUGCGGAGAUGAGACGGUCGCAGCAGGAGCAGGAAGAUGGGGAGGAGCUGCUACGGGAUGGCGAAGAUGGCGAGCGGGGCGAGGAGCUGCUACAGCAUACGAGGACCGCGGAUGGCAACGAUGGCCAGCGGGGGCAAGGAGUUUGCUACAGACGCGAGAUGACGAGAGGAAGCGAUGGCGAUGACGACGCCGAGACAGGAAAUAACGACCCCGACUGGGAAGCGAUGCCGAAGGGAGAGGCGCAGCCGGGAACGUCGUCUGGGAAGCGAUGGCAAUGACGAUGUCGCCGCUAUUCUCUCUAUUUGCGAAGAAGACGGAAGGAGAUGAAUUGAAAUCAGUCGCUAGGGUUUUCUUUCUUUGCAGCCCAGCCCGAAAUUUGCGUUUUUGCUUUUGUUGUUUUAUUAAAUCAAAACGGCCGGAAGUGGUGAAACCGAGCGGACGGCUCAACUGGUUAACCGCUCCGGCCGGCAUCCAGCCGCUUCAAAAAGCCGUUCCGGCUAAAUAGCUGAUCUGAGCCUGUUUUGCGAGCGGGUGAAGGUUUUAUCGGUCCGGCCGACCAGCUCGGUCGGCUUUAAUAACACUAAACCAAACUCUCCGACUCCUGGCUCGGGAGAGAGAGUUAAGGGAGCAAUAGAAAGAUUGGCGGAUCCGGGUUAACCACAAGUUGCUUCCGAAGGAGAAGUUGGAUUUGAGGAGGAGUUUGAAGUUGAGAUGGCGUAAGAGAACGAGAAUUUUUCCAGAAACACCACCCAAAAAAAUAAGUCAAAAAAUACCUCUCAUUUCCAAAAAAAUUCCAAAAAUACCACCCUCUCCCAUAAACCGCCACCCCACCCCGCAGUUAAGGUGAAAACUUCCAACCCACACCGCAUUUUCGGACGUUCUGAUAAACUGCUGGGGGAAGGGGCGGUUAAGGUAAAAACUAAUCGUAACUUUUAGCUCGGGCAUCUGAUCGUAGCGAAUUUUUUUUAUUACACAUAACUUCUUGAGAUCUUGCAAGCCUUCUAAAUUAUGGUUGUGAUAAAAGUUGUAGUCCAUAAAAAUUUAUGCAAAAUAAAAAAAAUUCAUGACAUUCGGAUUUUGGAGCGAAAGUUAUAACCGUUCAAAGUUUGGCAAAAUCAAAAAUUACUCGUUCGAGGUAGCAACUGACAUUUUUUGGGACGAAGGAAGAACUAAUGUGCUUGCGGCGACUUGCAAGAUCUCAAAUAGUUAUGCAGAAUCAAAAAAUAUUUCGCUACGAUCGAAUAUCCGAGCGCAAAGUUACAAUCGUUUGAAGUUUCGACCGAGGUUAGGAGUUGAUAAAAAAAAAAUCAUACUAAACGUAGGGUGGGGGGGGGGGGGUUCACCUUAACAGCCUCUACCCCCGGUCGUCAAUCAAACCACCGGUGGCCCCAUGCGGUUUUCAGCAAAAACCGCGCCCCCACCCAGCGAUUUUUGAGUAAACCACAUAGUGGGUGGCGGUUUGUGGGAAAUGGUGGUAUUUUUGGAAUUUUUCGGAAACGAGUGGUAUUUUUGGAAUUUUUUUAGGUGAUAUUUUUGGCAAAAUUCCAAGAGAACGUGCAAGUAACUGUGAACCGAGGACGAUGGGCUAUUACAUAGCUCCACGAGCGGAAGAUAUUCAAUCAAGCAUCUUGAAUCCG